This is a messenger RNA of Mycotypha africana, 2388 nucleotides long. RefSeq lists its product as uncharacterized. The record is from RefSeq and is a predicted model, not a curated record. The transcript has 8 exons. Lineage: Eukaryota; Fungi; Mucoromycota; Mucoromycetes; Mucorales; Mycotyphaceae. Gene Ontology annotation, molecular function: protein binding. The coding region runs from base 1 to 2388 and encodes 795 amino acids.
AUGACAGUAUUAGAAACAGUAUAUGCAAUCCAAAACUUUGAAGCAGAAAAUGAAGAUGAGUUAACAUUUCAAAUCGGCGAGCCUAUCAGUAUCCUACAGAAAGAUGAUGGUUAUAAUGAUGGCUGGUGGAAGGGCGAGAACACACGUGGUGAUAUAGGCCUCUUUCCGAUGUCUUACACUACCUACAAAGAACCACUUAACUGUCAACAAAUCGCACAACUUCCUACACCGUCUAACUCGGAUGUCGUAAUGACAAAAAAGGGUGCAGCCCCUAUCAACUUAACAACAAGCUUCUUUAACGGCAGUAAUAACGAAACAAGAUCUUUAAUGGAGCAGUCAUCCUACUCAUUCACCUGUCCAACAGGUCCUACAACAGCAGCAGCUACAGCAGCAUUGUCGAACCAUCUUGGUGGUUUUAACAACGUUGCUAUCCGUAGAUUGGUUAUCAAAGCUUUGUUUUUACCUGCUUUGCGCUCAACGCCACCUGAAACAUGGAAUGUUAAUCAAGUAGAAAUCUGGUUGAAUGCUAUGGACUUUCAAAGCGUAGCUACGAAUUUCAAAUGUCAGGAAAUUACAGGGGAUAUUUUGUUAGAGUUAAAUAUGGGGUCUCUGAAAGAGCUAGACGUGCCUACAUUUGGUAAAAGAUAUAAAAUUCAUACAGCCAUUCAAAUUCUUCGAAACGAAUGUGGACUUAAAAAUCAACCGAAACGUGUAUCUGUCUGUUCUCCCACUUGCUUUGACGAUUAUCUUACCAACGAAAAAAGCUCUCAUUCACCUGAGUACUCUAUAUCGUCUCACACUAAACAUUCAAUUACAGAAAAUACAAUCUUCAUGACAGAAAAUAAAUGCCAUAAGCAUCGUAAAAGCGUUUACAGUAGCAAUGAAAAAGACAACUUUCACGAUGAUGAUACAUAUCAAUUAUCUCCGAGUUCAUAUUCUGGCUCUUCUCCUUUAACUCCAACAUCAACUGUUGAUAUAGCAGAUAUGAAGCAGGGCUAUUUCGAGCAUUUGAAUGGAGAUGAAGAAACAUUCCUGUCUGCAGAAAACAGUAAUAUGUAUACGAUCCAACAGACACAAUAUAACCAAAGAAUAAAUUCAGCGAACAGUCGAAGCUCUUUAGACAUGUACUGUUAUGAAGAAACAGAAAAUGUCUCACCUGAUAUGGAAGGCUGGCUCUAUAAGCAAAGUUGCAAAUAUAAAAAAUGGAAUAAGCGAUGGUUUGUCUUGAAAGGUCCCAAUUUGUUUUAUUUCAAAAGCCCAAAGGAUGUCCGUAUGAAAGGUAUCAUCAACCUGAGAGGCUACAAAAUUGUGGUGGAUGAGACAAUUCAACCUGGUACAUUUUCAUUCAAAGCACAGCAUGAACAAGAGCGCACCUUUUUCUUCUAUACCCAUAUAGAACAAGAGAUGAAAGCCUGGAUUUCUAGCUUGAUUAAAGCAACGAUCUCAAGAGAUUUUGCGGUUCCUGUUUUGAGUUCAAGCAUUAUACCAACCGUCUCGCUUGAAGUAGCUCGCCGUAUGCGACCUAGACCUCCUUCCGUUUUACUGCAUCGAAAAGGAGGGGCAGUUUCGAAAUCAUCCCCAGUUAAUUCUUCAUCGUCUAAAGCUCGCAAAUCAAUUAAAGGCACCAGCGGCCUCAUUAAUAGUAGUGGUAGUGCUGGUUAUCUAAACCCCCGUACCUCUCCUGAUGCAAGUUCAACAUCUAUCCUAACAGCUCUUACAGGCUCAAACUCGACACCUCACACAAUGACCACCACAACAUCUUUACGGAUAACAGAAAAAGAAGAAGAGGAAGAUUCAUGCGAUUCAUUCAAAGAUACUGAGCAUGGUACGAGCAGCUCUAUUGGAAAUGACGAUGAAUGCGAUCAGUUUCUAGUAGAAGAAGAAGACAGUGAUGAUAGCAAGACAUUAACAUUAUUGGAAGUUUUGAACCAAAGCCAUAGUAUUACAGACGAAGAAAAUAGUCGAUUGCUUUAUCAAACUAGAGAAGAGACUUGUAACCAAAGCUAUGAUGACAUACUUAGUAUAGACCAGAAAACCUUCAUUGAUGCAUCAUUCUGGUCAGCUAAGGAAUAUAUAACCUGGGUAAAUACAAUUUGUACCAAAUCAAAGAUCUGUAGUCUGAAAGAAAUACGCCAAGGCGACGUUUUGAAAGAGAUUCUCCAACAUAUAAGCGGCAAACAAGUGAAGAAAUGUGCCUCUCCCAUAGUUAAGGGUACAAUCAGUAUGUUGAUGCCAGACGGUAUCGUAGACGCUUUUAAUUUUAUGACAAUGGAGGGAAUUGAGUUAGACGAUCAGUUUACCAUUAAAGACAUAUACAGUGGUAAGGAAGACAAGAUUAUGCUGCUAUUGAAGUCUAUAUUAAACUGGUCUACAAGCCUGCAAGAUUAA